Solanum tuberosum (potato) is the source of this 737-nucleotide messenger RNA. RefSeq names its product V-type proton ATPase subunit G 2. The record is from RefSeq and is a predicted model, not a curated record. Gene Ontology annotation, biological process: proton transmembrane transport. Lineage: Eukaryota; Viridiplantae; Streptophyta; Magnoliopsida; Solanales; Solanaceae. Gene Ontology annotation, molecular function: proton-transporting ATPase activity, rotational mechanism; ATP hydrolysis activity. The transcript is spliced from 4 exons. Gene Ontology annotation, cellular component: vacuolar proton-transporting V-type ATPase, V1 domain; vacuolar proton-transporting V-type ATPase complex. The coding region runs from base 124 to 459 and encodes 111 amino acids.
AGGCCUCAAGUUUAGAGUCUCUUCAUAGUCCAACUCUUUCCAUACCGAAAAAAAGCUUCCAAAGUUUCGCUGCAGCGAUUUCGAAACUCAGUUUCUACAGUUUUAAAAGUGUGUCAGACGAGAAUGGAAUCCAACAGAGGCAACCAAAAUGGAAUUCAACAACUUUUAGGUGCAGAGCAAGAAGCUCAACACAUUGUCAAUGCUGCCAGGAGUGCAAAACAGGCUAGAUUGAAACAGGCAAAGGAUGAAGCUGAGAAGGAGAUAGCUGAAUUUCGUGCAUUCAUGGAGGCUGAGUUCCAGAGAAAGCUUGAACAGACUAGCGGUGAUUCGGGUGCUAAUGUCAAACGUCUUGAUCAAGAAACGUUUGCAAAGAUCCAACACUUGAAAGCAGAAUCUGAAAGCAUCUCCAACGAUGUUGUCCAGAUGCUUCUGAGGCAGGUAACCACAGUAAAGAACUAAGAUUCAUGAUUACCAGGGUCAAGUUUAUGGUCAUUUUCUGCUGAUUCUUGAUUCUCCCUAAUUCUGGUUUUCCUGCUACACCAGUUUAAUGGUUGUUCUCCAUUUGUGUUGUAUAUUUAUUUAUCACUAUUGGUCAUCUUGGCCCUAGUUGAAUAAAAGUAAUCAUAUACUGAUGCUCUGUGAAGACAAAUUUUGGAUAUUAACUUACCCACACGAUGUGUGUUUACGUUAAACAAAUGAAUGAAAUACGUGUCAUGCAUAAAGUUUUCCUGAAGUGA